Molecule: messenger RNA, 525 nt
Organism: Camellia sinensis
Lineage: Eukaryota; Viridiplantae; Streptophyta; Magnoliopsida; Ericales; Theaceae
Source: RefSeq, a predicted model, not a curated record
UAUGCCUGACUUUAUUUACAUUUUCCUGUCCCAUCAGUUUGCCCAACUAGGAAAGAUUUUGGGUCCUCGUGGACUCAUGCCAAAUCCAAAAGCUGGUACUGUUACAACUAAUUUACCUCAGGCCAUAGAGGAAUUCAAGAAGGGCAAAGUUGAAUACAGAGCAGAUAAAACUGGGAUCGUUCACUUACCCUUUGGAAAGUCAGAUUUUUCUGAGGAAGAUCUUCUUGUGAACUUGCUUGCUGCAGCAAAAUCAGUAGAAACAAACAAGCCAUCUGGUGCAAAAGGAGUAUACUGGAAAAGUGCACAUAUAUGCUCAUCAAUGGGGCCUUCCAUUCGGUUAAAUAUAAGGGAAAUGCUUGAUUUCAAGCCUGCGACUUCGAAUGUUUAAGGAAAUCUAAAUACACAUGUAAAUUAUAUCUUCUAAACUAUUCAGGUAGCUUCUUGGUUUCCUCCACAGUGACUUGUGAAUGUUUGAAAAGGGUAGGACACAGGCUGAGUUGAAUAUGAUAGGGAGGUAUUCAGAUU